This is a messenger RNA of Pelobates fuscus (common spadefoot toad), 3313 nucleotides long. RefSeq names its product exocyst complex component 1 (gene EXOC1). Gene Ontology annotation, cellular component: exocyst; plasma membrane. The record is from RefSeq and is a predicted model, not a curated record. The transcript is spliced from 21 exons. Lineage: Eukaryota; Metazoa; Chordata; Amphibia; Anura; Pelobatidae. Gene Ontology annotation, molecular function: phosphatidylinositol-4,5-bisphosphate binding. Gene Ontology annotation, biological process: exocytosis; Golgi to plasma membrane transport. The coding region runs from base 154 to 2907 and encodes 917 amino acids.
UCCUCCCGCAAGGGCUCGCUGGGAGUUGUAGUUCUCCAUUUGCAUCCGUUCCUUCCCGAUGUUUGGGAGCGGCUGAAGAGCAGUGUGUGCGGUGUCUGAUCCCGGUGACAACGAUCCGACAGCAGCUGAUGGUGUGGAAGUAGAGCUCAAAAGAUGACUGCCAUCAAACAUGCCCUGCAAAGGGAUAUCUUUACCCCAAAUGAUGAACGGCUGUUAAGCAUUGUGAACGUGUGCAAGGCUGGAAAGAAGAAGAAAAACUGCUUUUUAUGUGCCACUGUAACAACAGAACGUCCUGUGCGUGUGAACGUGGUGAAAGUGAAAAAAGCUGACAAAGGAGAUUUCUAUAAAACACAGACUGUCUGGUUGCUUAAAGACCUUGCUGUAGUGGAUGCAAAAGAUGCUGUCAAAGAAAAUCCAGAUUUUGACUUGCAUUUUGACAAAGUGUACAAAUGGGUUGCCAGCAGCACAGCAGAGAAGAAUACAUUCAUUUCCUGUAUUUGGAAGCUGAACCAGAGAUAUCUCCGGAAGAAAAUUGAGUUUGCCAAUGUCAGCUCCCAGCUUUUGGAAGAACUACCUAAAGUUGCAGAAGAAUCUGUCCCUAGUGGCGAGAAUCAAAAUGUAGCUGGAGGGGAUGAAGAAGCUGCCGCAGAGUAUCAGGAGUUAAAUACCAGAGAGAAGCAGGACAUUGAAAUAAUGAUGGAGGGAUGUGAAUAUGCCAUCUCCAAUGCAGAGGCCUUUGCAGAAAAGUUAUCACGGGAGCUGCAGGUUUUGGAUGGGGCCAAUAUCCAAUCAAUCAUGGCUUCUGAGAAGCAAGUUAACAUCCUUAUGCAGCUGCUCGAUGAAGCACUGAAGGAAGUGGAUCAAAUUGAAGGAAAACUGAGUAGUUAUGAGGAGAUGCUGCAGAGUGUGAAGGAACAAAUGGAUCAUAUUUCCGAAAGUAACCACCUUAUUGAGCUCAGCAAGACAAAUAGUGAGACACUUCUGGGCGAGAUUGAGUUCCUAGUAAACCAUAUGGACUUAUCCAAGGGUCAUAUUAAAGCUCUUCAGGAAGCAGAUCUCUCCUCCUCUCGAGGGAUCGAGGCCUGUACUAAUGCAUCAGAAGCUCUUUUACAGUGUAUGAAUGUAGCACUUCAUCCAGGGCACAAAAUGCUUCAGGCUGUUAAGCAACAGCAGCAGUUAUUCAGUGACCUCCGAGAACAGUUUGCCCGAAGGCUUGCAAGCCACCUGAACAAUGUUUUUGUCCAACAGUUCACGCAGAUGUUUCCUUACUUGUAUAGCAGGUCCUACUCUCUGUCUAAGGCUGGCCAUGAUCAGGGUUCUGCUCUAACUGUUGAAAUGACACUACCAAACCACCAUCCUUUCCACCGAGAUUUGCUGCGAUAUGCCAAGUUAAUGGAGUGGCUUAAAACAACAGAAUACAAUAGAUAUGAAGGCCUUAUGAAGAAUUACAAGGAUUAUAUUGUACGCUUGUAUGAUAGAGAAAUCCGAGACUUUUUUGAAGUUGCUAGGAACAAGAUGACUGGUGCAACUAAAGAAGGGAAGAAGUUUGCAACGCUGCCUCGAAAAGAAACCGCCAUGAAACAGGAGACGGAGAGUCUUCAUGGAAGUUCUGGGAAGCUGACGGGGUCCACAUCCAGCCUCAAUAAACUCACUGUUCAGGGCCCUGGCAAUCGUAGGUCUCAAUCAUCCUCACUCCUAGACAUGGGAAACAUGUCUGCCUCAGAUCUGGAUGUAGCAGACAGAACGAAGUUUGACAAGAUCUUCGCGCAGGUUCUAAGUGAACUGGAGCCUCUUUGUCUGGCCGAGCAAGACUUCAUCAGUAAAUUCUUUAAUCUGUCCCAACAUCAGAGCAUGUCUCGAACACCCAUGGGUGACCAAGAUGAGAGCGAUGGUGGAACUUUAUCUCGACAUCUAAAUACUGGAGCACAGCAGUCCAUGCCAUCAGAGAAGGAUUUGAUCCGCCAGAUUAUGACUUUCAUAUUUCGUAGUAUUGAGCCAGAACUGAACACUCUUAUAGCGCUGGGUGAUAAAAUUGACAGCUUUAAUUCUCUGUACAUGCUGGUGAAGAUGAGUCACCACGUCUGGACAGCAGAAAAUGUAGACUCUGGCUCCUUCUUGAGCACCACAUUGGGCAAUGUCCUUGUAACCGUGAAGAGAAACUUUGAUAAAUGCAUAAUUAAUCAGAUAAAGCAGAUGGAAGAAGUGAAGAUCUCGAAGAAAAGCAAAGUCGGCAUCCUCCCAUUUGUGUCAGGCUUUGAAGAGUUUGCCGAACUUGCUGAAUCAAUCUUUCGUGUAGCAGAGAGACGUGGAGAUCUGGACAAAGCAUACACUAAACUUAUCAAAGCUGUGUUCAUCAAUGUUGAAAAAGUAGCUAACGAAAGUCAAAAGACACCCAGGGACGUGGUGAUGAUGGAAAACUUCCACCACAUUUUUGCUACUCUUUCCCGCCUAAAGAUAUCAUGCCUAGAAACCGAGAAGAGAGAAGCCAAACAAAAGUACGGUGACCACCUGCAGUCUUAUGUCAUAUACUCACUGGGACACCCACUGGAAAAAUUAAACAUAUUCUUUGAAGGGGUGAAAGCACGCGUUGCCCAGGGAAUUGGCUAUGAGGAAGUCAGCUACCAGCUAGCUUUUAGCAAGCAAGAACUGCGGAAAGUCAUAAAGGACUACCCUGGAAAGGAAGUGAAGAAAGGCCUGGAUAACCUUUACCGCAAAGUGGACAAACAUCUAUGUGAGGAGGAGAACUUGUUACAGGUGGUCUGGCACUCCAUGCAGGAUGAAUUCAUCCGUCAGUACAAGGACUUUGAGGGUCUCAUUGAGAAAUGUUACACUGGAGCUGGUAUUACCAUGGAAUUUACAAUCCAGGACAUUCUGGAUUACUUCUCUAGCAUUGCCCAGUCGCAUUAGUAACCAGCAGCUUAAAAAGGCAUAAUAUGAGCAAUACUGCACUUUAUGUAUUACUUGCAUUAACAAGCAGUCCCUACAAAGGGUCACCUUAUAUUGUGUUUGUGCUAUCUAUAAAACUACUGAAAGGAAUUAUAACCUUUUGUAAACUUGCCACGGCUAACCUUUUGAGUGCAUAUGGCACACUUCUGGCACUCAGAGGGUUAAAUGUAAUCAUUUACAGGGCAAAACACACCAGAGAAAGAAGAGAAAAUGAUGAGACAUCUGUUAUGAAAGAUAAAUAUGCUAAUUUGUUCGCUGAUCGCUAACAUGAGAACUGAGCAGUACUUUAAAGUGUGAUGUGUGUCCUAUAUAUUCAGAGCACUCUGAAAAAGCUUUCGUUUUUUUCUGUAUUUCUUUUUAAAAAUGU